Molecule: messenger RNA, 5778 nt
Organism: Ostrea edulis (European flat oyster)
Lineage: Eukaryota; Metazoa; Mollusca; Bivalvia; Ostreida; Ostreidae
Product: hemicentin-1-like
Exons: 16
Coding region: 2918-5257 (779 amino acids)
Biological process (GO): cell-cell adhesion
Cellular component (GO): cell-cell junction
Molecular function (GO): cell adhesion molecule binding
Source: RefSeq, a predicted model, not a curated record
CAAACUUUAUCAUUGAGUGUGAUUUUGACAACUGGAUAUUCAACCUGACAGUAUCUCAGCCUGUUCACAACCAGGUCAUCUACUGUAGCAAACAGACAAGUCAAUCUGAAAAUACAGUCAGUACUACUGUACGUGUACAAGUUUGGUAUAGACUUCAUUUCAAUGAGAACAGUAACAAAACAGGAACAUUUUCCAGUACAAGAGAGCAUUCCCAAACGGUGGAGAUGAUACCGUAAAAUAGUGAAGGUUAUGUAGACAGGCCGACAUUAGCUGCUCUAUUACUUGUGUAGAUCCACAUGUCGCAUUAUGAUGCUAUAGGGGAUACUCAUCCAUCUCAACUUUAUUUGACCAGAGACGGCCGAAGAUAUCCGUCGCAAGAUACAGGGAGAAUUAGGAGAUAUGUCUAAAUCAUACUGGCCACUCACCCCAUCAUUACAAAAUUACAAUAGACUUCUUUCUUCCUUAGUAAAAAGAUGUUUUCAUUUACACAGCAUAGAUUAUCCCAAGUAGCAAUUUCUAUUAAACUUUGUAAGCCAUUGGAAUUAUAUCACUUAUUUUCAGUUUGGUAUUGGCUGGACUUCAUUUCAAGGAGAACUUUACAAAACCCCAGACAUUUUUGUUUUGCUUUUUGUUUGGUUCACGGUAAAUUACAGUGCGGCAUUUGACGCAGUGUAAAUGGAGAUAAUAGACGGGGUUUGCGACGACGUAUUUAUCAUUACUUAAUAAAAUCAUACUUCAAAUUGGUUGUAUGUAAAACUUAUACGUUACCAAUUUUGAUGCACCAGAUGCGCAUUUCGACAAAUAAUGUCUCUUCAGUGAUGCUCAACCGAAAUGUUUGAAAUCCGAAAUAACUAUGAAGUUUUAGAGCUAAAUAUAGCCAAAAACAGCGUGCCAAAAAAGUGGAGCCAAAUUCGCCCAAGGAUUAGAGCUAUGCGUGAGGGAGAUAAUCCCUAAUUUUGAAAUGAAUUUCUAAAUUUUAUAACAACAAUUAAAUAUACAUCCGUAUUUUCAAGCUAGUAACGAAGUACUUAGCUACUGGGCUGUAGAGACCCUCGGGGACUAGAGUGUAUCUAUAUGAGUGAAAGAUUCUCGAGAAGGACAUUAAACAAUAUACAUGUACAAUCAAACAAUCAAUCAAAGUGGUUGUCCUUGCCUCUCUAUUUUUCAUGGUAACCCUACGUCAUUGUAUUAUCAAAGUGUCAAAAUUGACUGCAAAUAUUACCAAAGUAUAGAACAUUAAUUCAAUGAAAUAGUAAUUUAGUUCCAUUGAUAACUUAAUACUUGGAUGACCGAACCAAUGCCGUAAGCUGUCGAAACACAAAGACAGAUUAUAUUUUUGUGAAAAUCCGGAAACAUUGAAAAGUCGGUUAUGAUGAAAAACACACAUCUAAAAAAUAGCAGCAGUUAUAGUAUCACAGAGGUCGGGCCCAAAACGGGCUUAGCCUCUGUGAUAUUUUUAUUUCAAAGGAAAACGUGAGAAGAAAAAGUCUCUUGAUAUGGCCUUCAAUUCCACAUUUAGAUAUAUCGACGACGUUUUAUCUGUUAACAAUAAUAAUUUUCAUUGAAAGACACCACAGAGUCGUCCACUCACGGCUGUUUCAUGCUUAGUUAUGUAAUUGAAAUUAACGCUAAACUAACAACUCAACGUUAUAACAAACGGGAUGAUUUCAGCUUCUUUAUCGUCAACUUCCCAUAUUUAUGUAGCAAUGUCUCAUUAUCAUCUGUAUUUGGUGUUUAUAUCUCACAUCUAAUUCGACACGCAAGAGUUGUUAUGCGCGUGAUCACUUUUAAAAUCAAGACAGGCUUCUGACAAACAAGUUGAUGGUGUAGAAGUUUCAACAGUCUCGUGUAAAAGCAGUAUUUCGCAAAUUCUAUGGUCGUUAUACAUAUAACGAUCUAGUUUGCCUGACGUGCUUCAUACCGGUUGUUAGGGCGUUCUUGGCACACUGAUUUUGACUACGGAUAACUCCGUUUACCCGAUCAAGAUAUGGGGUUCAUGACGUUUGUGUAACCGGUCAACAGGGGAUGCUUACUCCUCCUAGGCACCUGAUCUCACCUCUGGUAUAUCCAGGGAUCCGUAUUUGUCCAACUCUAUUUUGUAUUGCUUAUAGGAGUUAUAAAAUUGAUCACUGUUGGUUAUUUUCACUUUUUAUGUUAUCUAUUCUACAUGUAUUAUUGGUCAGGCUUAAGAUAAAUGAAGAGCAUAGAUAGAUUUUAUAAUCGAAGAAAGUAAAAUGGGGAUUGUACCGUUAUUUAAGAGAAAAUAUUUACUGGAAACGUACAUGUAAUUCCUAGGGGAUGAUAUGAACUAUGUUAAUUUGGCUGUGAAGAAAAUCUGAUCAGAUCUGCAUAUGUUUUUUUUUUCCCGGAAGGAUCUAACCUAAGUCAGUAUUUUCUGGAGCAAAUACUAUGGAAUUUUUACUACAACAUUAUCCAUUUUGUGUAUACUUGUAUUAAAACUCCUUUGAAGAGAAUGUUUGAACACUUUUGUUUUCAUUUAAAUUCGAUGAUUAAUCUGAUGAAAGUGCUUGCCAGAAUUCUAAUUAUAAACAGAUUGUUAAAAAUACUUUUGGCAGCUAAUAUAAAGAAUUUUAAAAGUAAUGCACUCCACAUGUAGUGUCUUAAAAUAAAAAUAAUGUAUCUCAGAAAAUAUAAAAGAAAGCGAUGUUUUUUUCUGAAAAUGAAACAAAUUUCAAAUAAAGUAAGCUUUUACUAGCGUUUAAUUCAAUAAUACUCUGAUUUUCUCAAUUAAUGGGAAACAUCGUGGCGUAACAGUAAAAGUCGAUAAUAUCCCAGUAUGACACACUUUUGACUUUAAUUGUCUUUUCAAAAGUUGAUAUUACCAAUAACUGUAAUUGUAUUUGAUACAAUUUUACACGUCAUUGCUUUUAAACGUCUUAGACUUGUACGGAAAAGGAUGACAGACGUGCAAUUUUCAUUGUCAGUUCUAUCAUAUUUUGUAGGUCAAGAUAUAACGUUGACUCCACAUAGUCCUGCCACAGUCAGAGAGGGACAAGCGUUAGUGCUGACAUGUCAAUCAAACCAGACUAGUGGAUUAUAUGCGUUCUCUUACAUCAACAAUGAAGGGAAUAGAAUUCUUUAUGCUGCAGUAGGAGGAGGAUUCCAGUCAUGUAGUAAUAACACCAAUGAUGCAUUCAUAGAGUGUGAUUUUGGGACUCCAUGGAAAUUCAAACUAACAUUGCUAAAUCCUGUUCACAACCAGAUAGUCCAUUGUCAGAGGGGUGAUGUAAACACAAGUACCACUAUCUUUGUGCAAGUACCCGUCAGUAGCGUCACAUUGUCACCAUCGUCCAGUGUAGAGGUCAUUGAAGGACAACCUUUCACCUUCAGAUGUGAAUCAAAAGCUGCCAGACCAGCAGCAAACAUAACAUGGUACAAAGAAGGCGUGGUCUUGAAUGAAAGUUCAUCAAUCUCGUCAACGAAUACUCUGCUGUAUGAUGUGACCAGUAAUAUCACGUCAUCUUUUCAAAGAACGGAUAAUGGGAAGAGGAUAUAUUGUACUGCAAUCAACAUCUAUGGAGACACUCCAAUCCAGUCAGUCCAAACUGAACUAGGUGUAAUAUAUGCACCCCCUGCUGCCCCACAACUGACAGCUGAUGGAUCUACGUUAGUGGAUGAAGGACAGUCCAUUACAUUACGGUGUAACUUAUCUACACUGGGUAACCCUCACAUCACGUGGAGCUGGCUAUGUGGAGAUGACAGACUGACCACUGAAAUGACCAAUACAGGGACCCAUUCAGUGCUGACAUUGAUAGCAAACAGAAAGUACAAUCAGAGAACGUGUCAGUGUAGAGCCACAAGUCCAAGAUCGUCAUUGUCAUAUAACAAGACGUCAGGAACACAAACCAUCACUGUGUACUAUAACAAUGUCAUCACAUCAAACUUAGAUAAAGAAUAUGUCACUAGUGAACAUGAACGACUUCAGAUAAAAUGUGAUGUGGAGGGAAAUCCGUUAUCUAACAUCACCUGGGUGUUUGUUCAAAACAACACUGUUGUAAAGAGAGACUCUAAUGUAAACAGUAGCACACUGGAUAUAUCAUCAGUAAAUUGCUUAGAUCACGGGAGCUACAAAGUUACAGCUGAAAAUGGAAAGGGACCAGCAGCUGUCAGAACAACCAAUGUGGUGGUUAGGUGUAAACCCCGACUGCAUUACAGUGCUUCCCAGACUCCGAACAAUCUUGUUAUAGGAAAUUGCGACUCUCUUCAAAUUAUCGUGAGAUUAUUAUUAUACCCACCAGCGACUCUGACGCAGUGGACUUUCAUAGGAAAAAACAAUGUGAGUAGAGUCCUUCACAAUAAUACAGAUGAUUACAGAAUAACAGUUGCCGGAGAAGAAAAUGAACAAAACAUCACUCUACACAAAAGUAGGGUUUAUGCAGAGGAUUUUGGAAAUUACACGAUAAUGGUUCAGAAUGAUGUUGGUACUUUCUACGGAAGUCAUCAAGUGGACACAGCAACACCACCAUUGAUGCCAACCAAUGUUACACUGGACUGCGGCAACCCCUUUUCCAUAAAGUUAUCGUGGAUUUCUAACUUUAAUGGUGGAGAUAGUCAGACUUUUAAGAUUUCCUAUUCCACUGUCGGUAAUUUAUCAGCAUCAUUUAAAGAUGUAGAAUACAUUCGUGACAAUGGAUAUGGAAGACUCCACAGUUACACUCCCAGUAUUGAGCUUCAGGGGACAGUAUGGUUUACAGUUACUGCUUUCAAUAUGCUUGGGAAAUCUACAUCAGAUGUGCUUUGCACUGUUACAGGAAUACAGGAGAGUGUCGAGAAUCAGAUCGGGGUAGCAGUAGGGAGUACUGUAGGGAUCGUGACCUUCAUCAUCAUUAUCCUAGUCCUCGUGAUCUUUCUCCGAAGGCGAUAUACAUUCACCUGUGUAAUAAAGUUGGAGAGAAAAAACAUAGAUAAAGGUAUAAACAUAACCGAUUUAACGAAAGCCGAAUUCAGUACCCCAAUCACAGAGCACAGUGUACAUCUACACGGAGAAAGGGGUGUGUAUGAAGAAUUGACAGAGACAGAAAAUGGAAAUCAGUAUGAGGGUCUCUCCACUAAAGAUGAACAAGACAGCGAGAGGCAAACUUACGAGAGCAUACAAGGAUCCAGUGGUGAAAGCAAAUAUGAGAAACUUUCAACUGUUUCUAAAAGAGAAGACGAUGACGACAAAUACCAGAAUUCGCAGAAACCGAAGACUUCAUCACCAUCCGAUGUCUACUUGAACGCCUCAUUUCAAAAUUAGAAGUCUCGAAGGAGGUCUUGAGCGACAGUUUGAAAUGAUAAUUACGAAAGAAAGACAACGUACAAAAUUGAUCGUAAUUGUACCACACUAUUCAACGUACUGCCAACACACAUAUGUGGGUUACUUUAUACAUAAUGCUCUUAGUAAACGAUUGUAGUUUAAACUUGAUACACUACUACUGUAUAAUAAUAAUAUUUACAGAGCAUACGUCGGAAUCGAUCCCGUCGGUUUGAUGUCAAAUCGGUAUAUUUAUACUCAUCGUUUGUUAAGAAUCGAAUUAUACUUGUGUCAUUUAGAAAGUAUGUACACAAACUAUAUGUGCAUGUAAAUAUUCAGGGGUUAUUGUUUUUUUCACAACAACUGGACAUAUUUUAUUUUAAUAUCGCUGUUUUUAUAUUCUGAUUAGGCAGUGUAAAGAACGGGGGAAAGAUAGGUUUUUCGCUGCAAAAUAGCGGUCGAGAGACACACCUCAUUAUAGUCGAUGGAUGUGAAUUGUGGAGGAAUAGUAUAAAGCGAACAUA